UCGGGUAUUUUCACCAUGGCCCAAUACAAGACGCUCGAGAAUCAGGAUUCUGAUGUGGAGUGUGGCCCCACCCCCUCUCCGGCCGCCCAGGAUGGGCAGCAGGAGCGACCGAAGCCGGCACCGGAAAGCCCGGCGGCUGCCCAGAUGCUAACGGUGUCUGUUUUUAUGCUCCUUUUCCUCGGCUCCUCGUACUUCCAGCCGCGGCCACGUUUCCAGCAGUGGCGCGGGGGCAGAGGUCAUGGUCUGCACGACAGCAAGUAUGACUGCAACAUACAACUGGUAGAGACGAUACCCCAGAACCUGACAUAUCCUGCCGGCAGCCCGCAAUUCCUUGGCACCUACGAGGCCUGGCUUCAGUUGCUGGACAGCGCCAAGCAAACCUUGGACAUUGGUUCCUUCUAUUGGACUUUGAAAGCAGAGGACACGCCUGGAGUGAACGACAGCAGCACACAGCCAGGCGAGGACGUGUUCGCCAGGCUUUUGGCCAACGGAAAUGGCGGCAGCCGCACACCGAGGAUCAAGAUCCGUAUUGCCGAGAGCGAACCAUCCAGUGUGUCUCCUAACAUGGACACCAAUCAGCUGGCCAGCAAUGGAGCUGCUGAAGUGGUGAGCGUGUCGUUUCCCAAGUUUUUCGGCGGCGGCGUGCUGCAUACAAAGCUGUUGAUCGUGGACGAGGAGCACUUCUAUCUGGGGAGCGCCAAUAUGGAUUGGCGGGCCCUCACCCAGGUCAAGGAAAUGGGUGUGCUCGCCACGAACUGUCGGGCGCUGGCGCUUGACGUGAAAAAGAUUUUCGAGGCCUACUGGAUUCUUGGCCACACCAAAGACUCGCGAAUUCCGUCUUGGAACUGGAACUUGAAUACGAAUUUCAACCUCCAGUCGCCCAUGAAGAUAAAUGUGAACAAGAACACCACCAUGGAGGGUUUCCUCUCCAGCUCGCCACCACCCCUGUCGGCCAGAGGCCGAACGGAAGACCUGGACGCCAUAAUCAGCACUAUUGAUUCGGCCAUUACCUACGUGAACAUCGCAGUGAUGGACUAUUAUCCGUUGACCAUCUAUGAUCAGCGGCAUCACUAUUGGCCUUUCAUUGACGAUGCCUUGCGUCGUGCGGCUGUGGAGCGCGGCGUGGCGGUGAAGCUACUCAUCUCCUGGUGGAAGCACUCCAAUCCCAGCGAGGACAAGUACCUGAAGUCAUUGCAGGAUCUGGCAUCGAAAGAGGACAACAUCGAUAUACAAAUUCGUCGCUUUAUUGUACCCGAGGAUGAGAGUCAGGGAAAGAUCCCCUACGCCCGGGUCAACCACAAUAAGUACAUGGUCACCGAUCGAACGGCAUACAUAGGCACCUCAAACUGGAGCGGCGACUACUUCACGAACACUGCCGGUAUUGGCCUGGUGUUGAGCGAAACUCACGAGACGGAGCACACCAAGACGCUGAGGAGUGACUUGCGCGACGUCUUUGAGCGGGACUGGAACAGUGGCUACGCUCACAUGCUGAAAUGAGCAGACUUCAUCCACUCCACAUGUUUUAUAUUUGUUAAUUAUAUAAACUUUUAAUCCGGUACCGAAUUUAUUGAAAGUAUUUAGUUCACUCCUCACAA
Messenger RNA from Drosophila serrata, 1595 nucleotides. RefSeq names its product Phospholipase D family member 3 (gene Pld3). Gene Ontology annotation, molecular function: catalytic activity. The record is from RefSeq and is a predicted model, not a curated record. Lineage: Eukaryota; Metazoa; Arthropoda; Insecta; Diptera; Drosophilidae.